AAAAUAUGGAAUUUUUCUAUUAUAAAAUUGACCUUCAAUUUGUUUGAAUACAUUAGUUUAAUGUACUUUGUUAGGCCAUCUGCUAUCCCUCGCUUAUCAAGUGAAAAUUAAUUAUCAAUCCAAAAGGUUUUGGACUAUCAACUAUGUUGUUAUUUGCUUUCAUAUUGUUGUUUCACAUUGCUUUGAAAAGUACUGAUGCUGUCACUUUGGAAGAAGGACUUCUGAAUGCUUCCAAGUAUAUCAGAUACGACACAACUCCUUAUAAUAUAUGGAUUCACGCAUUGAUUUCUCUUUGUAUUACGUAUGGUACGCUCACAGGAGGAAUCCUGUUGGUACACCUUGUGGUUUACCUUUCUGGAUCCAAAAGAAAUCGUCGUGUCGCCUAAUACUACUAAAAUUAAUGCCUACGUUGCACAUAGUAUUUUAGGUUUAUAUGACGUAUUUUAUCACUUGAGCCACCAGCUUAAUAUUAAUUAAAUGUACUUACCUUAGUCAAUACUUCAAAUUCAGUUAUUAUUACAUGAAGUUAUUGUAGUGUGUGGAUGAAAAUAAUUUCAUACAACUCCUCAUACAUUGUAGUAUGUCAUUUUUGUUUGCAUCAGAUCAUAUUACCUUUUACUUAAUUCUUUGUUUCUAUCAUUUGAUGUGCUGGAGCUUUUAUGUUAAAUCUUAAUAUUUCCAGAUUAACAAUAAAUAAACAAUGUAUAUUACGAUUUAUUUUCAGUAUUAGUGUCAAUAGAAUGUUAUAUCACAGUUUACCUACGCUUAUAAAUCAUUUAAAAAAUUAG
Trichobilharzia szidati is the source of this 788-nucleotide messenger RNA. The record is from the annotation of a GenBank genome assembly. NCBI's taxonomy places the organism in Eukaryota, Metazoa, Platyhelminthes, Trematoda, Strigeidida, Schistosomatidae.